ACUUGAAAGUGUUUUGAAUCAAUCCUGCGGUUUCUAUUUGGGCUGUCUUUUCUUUCUUUUGUUUUUUGGAGUAAAUGAAGAAAAAGCUUAGUUUGCUUCGAUUUGGAAAGUUUCUUUCAGGCAGAGAGUCCAUGCCUGAUAAUCCCAAUUUCCCUGUCAACCUUGACGUUCGCGAGGAGUACGCCAACGCCUUUCGAACAGAAUCCUACAUUGAGUUCUGGACACGUGUACUCGAUUUGACACACGGAGAUGCUGCCACGUCAAUACCGAUGGAAUCCACCACCGCAGCUGCGAGGCUCCCCUCCUACAGGCUCUUCGCCGAGCACCUCUUAGACCCCGACCAACCAGCCGUCACCAAAAUCCUCGCCCUGUCUCAACCCCAAAACCACUCGGAAAAUCACUCUCUCCUCACCAACUACUUCUCCGAGACCGCCAACGCAUCUCUCCUCUGCGGUCUUCUACUCAAGGACAUUGACCAAACUCGUACCAGAUACCAUCCUCUCAAAACCACCAUCGAGUCCCUUGAUACCACCAAGUGUUUUCCGGUACUCUUGGAUCGGCUGGCCGAGUUCUCCAAUUCACUCAACCCGUUUGACUCGUCGGCCUCGUCGCCCCGCCGGGUUCAAGCCGUCCAAGCCAGCUGCAACGAGUUGCUAAAGCAGCUCGAGUUGAGACGCGAGAAGGCCCGCGCCCAGCUCCAGCUCGUCAACGGACUUAAACGCGGCUCGGCUAUCUUUCUGGUGGUGUUAACAGCGUCCGUAGUCAUAAUCGCAGCGACACAUGCUUUUGCAAUGUUGGUUGCAGUUCCGGGCUUCGUAACGGCUUCGCUGAAGCUGGCGUCGACGAGGAGGUUGGCCAGGAUGUCAGCUCAGCUGGAUGCGGCGGCUAAAGGGACGUAUAUACUGAAUAGGGAUUUGGAAACCAUAAGCCGGCUGGUGGCUCGGCUGGACGGUGAAUUGGAGCACGUACACGCAAUGGUGAGGUUCUGGCUGGAGCGACGGGAUGAUCAGAUCCAUGCAAUCCGGGAAGUGGCGCGCCAGCUGAGGAAGAACAACUCCAGCUUUAGUGAACAGUUAGAUGAGUUAGAGGAGCACCUUUACCUCUGCUUCAUGACCAUUAAUAGAGCUAGAAGCCUUGUGGUCAAGGAGGUUUUGGAGUUGAGUAAAGCUUGACUUUGCCAAAUGCCAAGCUAUCUCCUUUAUUUUAAGGAUUUAUCUCUUUUUUUUUUUUACAUUUAAAAAUUCAGGAUUUCUUUG
Nelumbo nucifera (sacred lotus) is the source of this 1256-nucleotide messenger RNA. RefSeq names its product transmembrane protein, putative (DUF677). The record is from RefSeq and is a predicted model, not a curated record. Lineage: Eukaryota; Viridiplantae; Streptophyta; Magnoliopsida; Proteales; Nelumbonaceae.